This is a messenger RNA of Macrobrachium nipponense, 1775 nucleotides long. RefSeq names its product tRNA-dihydrouridine(16/17) synthase [NAD(P)(+)]-like (gene Dus1). Gene Ontology annotation, biological process: tRNA processing. NCBI's taxonomy places the organism in Eukaryota, Metazoa, Arthropoda, Malacostraca, Decapoda, Palaemonidae. Gene Ontology annotation, molecular function: tRNA dihydrouridine synthase activity; flavin adenine dinucleotide binding. The record is from RefSeq and is a predicted model, not a curated record.
AAAGACCCGGAGGUAGUAGAGCAUUGAGGACAUGCCCGGGGCCCGUGGAUAUGAGUUUUAUCGAGAGAUAUUGGGGAGUCCGCAGUUGGUCGUGGCACCCAUGGUCGAUGCCUCCGAACUUGCUUGGCGGGUCCUCUCUCGACGCUACGGAGCUGAGUUAUGCUACACCCCAAUGCUGCAUGCCCACGUCUUCGUCAAAGAUGCCAGGUACCGAAAGGAGAAUUUGGCUACCUGCCCUGGCGACCGACCUCUUAUCGUCCAGUUUUGCGCCAAUGACCCCGACACGUUCGUGGCAGCGUGCCAGUUAGCUGCCCCCAACUGCGACGCCGUUGACCUGAACCUGGGAUGCCCUCAAGCCAUAGCUCGCCGGGGUCAUUACGGAGCAUUCCUUCAGGAAGACUGGGACCUCGUCAGGACUAUGAUGUCGAGAGCGUCAACCGAGGUGGACAUCCCCGUCACGGCCAAGAUUCGCGUUUCAGACGUGAAGCGGACUGUGGAAUACGCCCGGAUGCUGGAAGGAGCUGGAGCCUCGAUGCUCACCGUCCAUGGAAGAACCAGAGAGCAGAAGGGACCGCUUACUGGCCUGGCUUCGUGGCCUCACAUCAAAGCCGUCAAAGACGCGGUGAAAAUACCCGUGCUUGCUAACGGCAACAUCCAGUUCUUCAAGGACGUGAAACGCUGCCUGGCCGAGACCGGCGUGGACGGAGUGAUGAGCGCCGAGGGCAACCUCUACAAUCCGGCCAUUUACAACGACCGACAGCCGCCGGUUUGGGAAAUGGCCCUCGAAUACCUCCAUCUAGCCAUCCAGUACCCCUGCCCCACCAGUUAUGCCAGGGGACAUGCCUUCAAGCUCCUCCAUCACUGUUUCUGCAUGUCGGAAAACUUCGACCUGAGGUACCGGCUGUCGAAGACUUCGACGGCCGAGGAGAUGGUGGUGGUGGUGGAGGCCCUUAGGGAGAGGAUGAUGCCCUACCACACCAGAGACAAGCCGUGGUUGCCUGAACCAGGGAGCGAGCAGGCUCAGCUUCCGUAUCCCCCCUGGAUCUGUCAACCGUACGUCCGCAUACCCCCCGAGGAGCACCUCAAGAAAAUCCAGGACAGCCAGAAACGAGCGCAGGAAAAGAAACAACAGCAAGACGAAGUGACCACCAUGGACAGUGAUACUUCAGCCGGGAACGAAGUGGUGAAAAGGCCCAUCGUGGAAGACAGCGGAGAAGGGAACCUUUCCAAGAAGAAGAAGAAAAAGAUGGCCCGGAACCCCAACAAGAAUUUUGAUCAGGGAAACGACGCGUACGAGAAGUGCGUCUGCAAGAACCCGAAGGGUGGACGCUGUGUUCACAGCAUGUGCCGUGCUUGCUGCAAAACCAAAUGUUACACAGAGGGCCUUGACUGUCCAGGUCACCGAAUCCUGGUGAAGACUAAGCGAGAGAAAGCGGCCAUUUACUACGGACAACAACGGGCCCUUCAAGAGCAGGAGGCCGAAGAACAGCGAAAACGAGCCUUCGGAGAAGAGGACAACUGCAUAGCCUCGGAAGAAAACGGGAAUGUGAAUGGCCUGGGAGACCCCAUAGAAAACGGCAUAGACACAGAUGCCACAAAACUCUUGGAGAACAGUUGCAUAUCUGAUCUAGGGGAAGUUACUAAGAGCGAGAACACUCAGGUUUGCGGUGCUGAUUGUAAAAUUGUAAAACAGUCCACCUGACAAUAUUUUGUUACACGUCACGUCGGUCAGCUGUGAUGAGGAUUGUUAUUUUAUUACAAGCAUAUUGAUUUUA